CCUAGCUAGCUUACAUACAUAAUGCUUACACUCGCACGAACACAAAAAGUUAGCCACUACCUAUAGCAUAGUUAUUAUUACUAUCAUGUAUAAUUAAGCACAUAACAAGGAACAUACAUGUAAAACCACACAUUCACCUGUCCUUCUCAACCAAAAAGCUAUGCUAUCAUCAACAUAUUGAAAAGAAAACAUCACAUUUCUUUUCCCACUUUCUCUAUGUCUCUCUUAUAAUUCAAAAUUUAUAUAUCAAUAGAUGACAAGUCUCUCUCAAAUAAAAGAGUCUUAAUUAAUUCAACUUUGUUUUCCUUUUGUUGAUGCAGCCAGCUAGCUUAUUAAAAUUGACAUACACAAGAAAGGAGAAGAGCUAACUUGUCCUUCUCAAGCUCCAGUCCCACCAUAUAGCCACCUUCUUAUCAAGCUGUUUUAAGAUGCAACCUUCUGGCAAUUACAGCCCCAAUAAUUCCAGUUCCUCUUCUUACUUCAACAUUGAUAUUCCAUCUCCUUAUAUGCAAUACGAACCCGAAUUUGUCCAAUAUUUCCAUGACCUUCAUUUCUCCCAACCCCCUCAUGAUCAGUAUAAUCUCGAUACCAGUAUUAUGGUAGAAGAAGAUUCCAACAAAUUAGACAAACAGGAAGAAGAAGAUCAUGAAGAAUUAGUACUAAAAAGCAGCAAGAACAAGAAGGAUGAGAUGAGCAGUACCACUACUAGUACUAUUCGUAGGAAAAACAACAAGUGCGUUGCUGGUGCGGGUGCGGGUGCUGGUGCUGCAAAGAAAGAUAGACACAGCAAGAUUAACACGGCUCACGGCCCUAGAGACCGAAGAAUGAGACUUUCACUCGAAAUAGCUCGCAAAUUCUUCAAUUUGCAAGACAUGCUUGGGUUCGAUAAGGCCAGUAAAACAGUGGAGUGGCUACUCACAAAGUCAAAAUCAGCAAUCAACGAGCUCGUUCAAAAAAUAAACAAAGAAAACUGCAACGGCACUACAUCAAUUAGUGCAUCGUCUCCUUCUGAGUCGUGUGAAGUUAUAUCUGGUGUAAUCAACGAAUCAGCAACUACUAAUACUACUAAUAAUGUUGUUCACAAGCAACAAAAGAAGAAGGUUAAGUCGACUCGUAGGACAAUAUUUCAUCCAGUUGUUGCAAAGGAAUCGAGGAAUCAAGCUAGAGCAAGGGCAAGGGAAAGAACAAAAAUAAAGAAUAGCCUAAAUAAUAAGAAUAAUAUUGGUGAAUCCAUGGAUGAUGAUCAUCAAUCAGGUAUUCAAGGCUAUAAAACUAACAAUGUUAUGAAUGUUGUUGAUAACUUUAAUUUGGUGGAUACUGGCAAUUGGAGCCCAUUUAUCUUCAACUAUCAUGACAUCAAUACAGAAAUUUCUCAAGAGCAUCAAUUGAUGAACUUCCAGUAUUCUGGGAAGUUAUGGGAAGCUUAAUUAGGGCAAGGAUAUUCUACUUAGCUUGUUGAUUUAGUGCAACUCCAGAAGAAGGCUAUUUGGUCAUGUUGGUAAUGUAGAAUGAAUUUGUCAAUUUUAUUAUAUUGUGUGUAUUAAUUCCAUGAAAACAACUUAAUUUAUAAA
This is a messenger RNA of Capsicum annuum, 1571 nucleotides long. Its product is annotated as transcription factor CYCLOIDEA-like. Gene Ontology annotation, molecular function: DNA-binding transcription factor activity; sequence-specific DNA binding. Gene Ontology annotation, biological process: regulation of secondary shoot formation. The record is from RefSeq and is a predicted model, not a curated record. NCBI's taxonomy places the organism in Eukaryota, Viridiplantae, Streptophyta, Magnoliopsida, Solanales, Solanaceae. The coding region runs from base 429 to 1427 and encodes 332 amino acids. Gene Ontology annotation, cellular component: nucleus. The transcript has 2 exons.